UGAUCACUCUGACCUCUUGAGAACUUUAUAGAAUUUCUUUGAUACUUUUCAUGCAAGAUAAUAGGGAAACUUUAUUUUAUUAUCCAGCAAUUUUCUUCUUUCAAGCAUGACUACCUCUAAACCAACAAUUAUCCUCCUCCCCGGCGCAUGGCACCCACCAACAGUCUUCGCACCUCUCAUCAAUAAGCUCACAAGGCACGGCUAUAAAUGCAUCCCGCUCCCUCUACAAGCCACCGAUCAAAGUGAAGCCGUUCCCCCUCUCCAGAAGGAUCUUGACGCCCUUCAUCAAGCAGCGUCUAGAUGCAUUAAUGAUGGCGAAGAUGUGAUGGUCGUAGCUCACAGUUGGUCGGGCUUGAUUGCAGGUGGAGGACUAGAUGGAUUAGGAAAAGUGGAACGGGAGAAGGAGGGCAAGAAGAAUGGAGUUGUGAGGAUUGCGUAUCUGUGUGCUUUUUGUCCCGUGGAGAACGUGAGCUUGAUUGAUGCAUUUGGGGGGAAAGAGCCGGAGUUUUAUAAUGUGCAGAAACCAUGGGUCAAAGUCACCGGUCCAGAAAACCUCUUCUACAACGACCUUCCACCAGACCAGCAAGCAUACUGGGCAUCCCAGCUCCUGCCACACUCCUACGCAACCAAAUUCCAAGGCACGAAAACGGUAGCAUGGAAGAAGGUACCUUGCAGUUACUUAAUUUGCGAGAAUGACAAUGCGAUCCCGUCAUUUGUGCAAGAGGCUAUGGUGAAGAAAUGUCAAGAAGAAGGGGCGGAGAUGGAGGCUGAGAGAAUCAAAAGUGGACAUAGUCCGUUCUUGAGUAAGGUUGAUGAGACCGCUGAUUUCUUGAGGAGAGCAGCUGGGGAGAAGUUGUGAUUGAGACUCGAAAUCACUAAUAUGUAAUCUUGCUAUCGGAAUCUUGCUGCUAACAAAGUAACAUGAAGAAACUGUACUUGCAUAGUGCUAAAUAUGAGCCUCGAAGAAUAUCCAAUGUUGCACCUGUGCUAGGGCGUUAGUGGUUGUGAUACGGAGGAAAACGUCUGCACG
Messenger RNA from Mollisia scopiformis, 1030 nucleotides. RefSeq names its product alpha/beta-hydrolase. NCBI's taxonomy places the organism in Eukaryota, Fungi, Ascomycota, Leotiomycetes, Helotiales, Mollisiaceae. The record is from RefSeq and is a predicted model, not a curated record. The coding region runs from base 107 to 859 and encodes 250 amino acids. The transcript is spliced from 2 exons.